AUGGGUCCGUGCCCAUUUCUGAACGUGGUCGCAGUUGUCGUGCUGUUCCUCGUCGUUAGAGCAACGGCCUCGUACAAUGACAUUCAGCUCAGCAAGAGCUUUGGCAAGAGUACGAGAGGCGAUGCGUUCUCGGACAUUUCGAAGGUCACGUUGGCAACGAGGCUGAGUGCCGUCACUCUUCGGGGAAACGAACGAGUUGACCAAGUGACGCUGCGAACAUCGUCGCCGAGGGAGCAGACGUGGACUCACGGUGGUUCAGGAGGUACGGACGACACCCUUCUUCUCACUCCCAAUGAGUACAUCACGUCGAUGGAAGUCCAUUCGGAGGACAAGCUGUUUCGACGAGAACGUGUUGUCUACCUCAAACUGAGCACAAACCUCGGCCAUUCCAUUGCGAAAGGGUCUACAACGAAACACGCGACGGUUGUGCGAGCCCCCGAAGGCUUUCAACUCAGCGGGUUCUUUGGUCGAGCAGCAGGAGAAGUUUUCACUAUCGGAGCCAUUUGGACAAGGAUCAAUGCUACGUAUUUGAAUCUCACGGACGAUAUGGGCACGGAAUGGUAUGGCAAGAAGAUCCGAAAUUGGGUGGGGCCAACGAUUGGCGAUGCCUUGGACUCAGCAUGCUACCGAAAGGUGCAUCCACUUAGCAGGGACAACCGCUGUCCCCGUGGUUACGCAAAAACGGCCACCAAUUGCAUUGUAGAAUGUCCGCUCGCAUACCCGGUGCAAUGCCAUUUGGAAUGCAUUCCACAAAAUGAUGAUUGUCUCAUUGAGAUUGCUCAGAAAGCUGUGUCUGUGGUGGCAGUCUUCUUCAACGCAGCAACGGUUGGCUUGUUCGGCGAAGUUAAAGCCGCGUACAAGUCGGCACAUCGAACUUACUUGUGUGCUGCUGGUAUGGUCAGCGUGCUCAAGUCCCUCAUCUACUACCUGAGAUUCCGCAAAAUGACUGAUCCUGCCGGAACAGUCGAGGAGUUGCUAGCCGUUGCGUACCAGAGCGACGUUGUGCUGGUGGACUUGCCGAUCGCAGUCUGCACUUGCUUAGGCCUUCCUGUUGCGUAUAAAGUGAGGGUUGCGGGCGUCGUAAUCGUCGUUGUGGAGAACGUCAUCAAGCAGGCUAUUAUCAACGGAGACUUAGUCUUAUCGUCCGCGAGAAAUGUGAUCGCUUUCCUCACAAAUGUCAGCUUGAUCAGCUGGACGAAUGCUAAAGUCAUGGCUGAAUUCCAAGACUUCCUUGACUCCAACUCGACCUGCGGAUACCAGAUCAAAAGCCUAACGGACCGUGUCAGCAAUUUCGUCCAUAAAGUUCGCAAGAAAAUAUCCGGUGUCACUAACGCCGACAUUCGGGUGAUGAUCAGUCGUUCUCCACUUGUACAAAACACUGUACCAGUCGUCACAAACAACUGCAUGCAUGAGGUCUUAGGAGAUAAGACGAUAGAGGCUGCAUUCCAGACACGAGACUUGCUUCGGAAGACGAUGGGAGUGAUCAUUGAUCAGCUCAUCGAAACGAACACAACUGACAUGGGAGCUUCAGUUGCAAAGGAUGAAACUAUGGUCGGAUCCCUGAACCUUGGAUUGGUCGUUCUCUCCGGCCUCGAUAUCACAGGCAUCCUCUGGAUGGCCUCCCAAUUUGUACAGCCGACGUGUGGACCGACGUCUUUUAUCGGGGACAUUGACGAUGGCACUUUGUUUGAUGCGCUGGGAUUGACUACCAAAAACGGAGCGUUUAUAGGCAGCUACGGAGAUUGGACGAAGGAAGGUGACGGUAUGAUGGUCCUCCACUUUGCGAGUUCUGACACGAAGGACGUGAAAGUGAUCAUUCACUCUGGCGGUGUCAGAGUCGCAGUGGUGAAAGUGCCUUCGCAGGGUUCACUGACGUGGAGUGCCACCAUAGCUCAGCUGCAAGACAAGACGUUAUACAUUGACCGGUGGCGAAACAAUAUGGUGGGAAUACCAGUAUCUAGUGGAGGCUCGCUGCUGCUCUGGGUCCCACGGUCGUCUAAGGGCGGACAUUUGGAACUGAACGUGCACAUCAAUUCGACGUAG
Peronospora matthiolae is the source of this 2043-nucleotide messenger RNA. The record is from the annotation of a GenBank genome assembly. Lineage: Eukaryota; Oomycota; Peronosporomycetes; Peronosporales; Peronosporaceae.